Messenger RNA from Oncorhynchus kisutch (coho salmon), 2223 nucleotides. RefSeq names its product zinc finger protein 287-like. Bases 354 to 1343 code for a protein of 329 amino acids. Lineage: Eukaryota; Metazoa; Chordata; Actinopteri; Salmoniformes; Salmonidae. Gene Ontology annotation, molecular function: DNA-binding transcription factor activity, RNA polymerase II-specific; RNA polymerase II cis-regulatory region sequence-specific DNA binding. Gene Ontology annotation, cellular component: transcription regulator complex; chromatin; PcG protein complex. Gene Ontology annotation, biological process: regulation of transcription by RNA polymerase II. The transcript is spliced from 4 exons. The record is from RefSeq and is a predicted model, not a curated record.
GUGUCGUAACUAUUGUUUCCAAACUGCGUUACCCGCUCCAGCCAGCAGAUGGCGGAUAUUUCAGGUGAUGCUACUUGCGUGACGUAUAAUGGACUGGACGGGACGCUUCUUCAGGAACAACAACACGGCUUCUCUUUCAACCACCUCGGUAGCUUGCUAGCCAACAUAAAACUGAAACAUUGACGCUUUAGACCAUGUUAAUGUACAUGAGCUAAUCUCAGUGUUGUACACACAGUUCAGUUGACGUGUCAACUGGUUAACUUUAACCUAAUUUGCAAACGUGUUAAAGAUUGAUACUGAGGUUAGCACUAGGCUAGUCGCUAAUGCUAACUAACUAGCUAACAUCCCUGAUCAUGAGUUCACUAAACUACUCCUCCCUUGCUAAAGAAGAGGAGGUCUACUGGACGGAGAAAGAAGCUUUGGGACUGAACAUUGUCGUGGAGGAUGAAGAUGAUGUUAUUGAGGAAACAGAGGAAGAACCUUUUAGAGAGGAAGAUGAUGCUAUCUCAAUAAAGGUGAAGGAGGAAGACGUUUUGGGAGUGAAAGAGGAGACAGAAUAUCAGAUUAACACCAGCCCUUUUCACACAGGAGAUAGACAUGACUAUGGUGGAUCCUCUGGGGAGCCUCAACAACAUCCUGAUGCUGACGAGUCCGAGAAGAGUCUCUCCGGAUCAGAACACCAGAUGGACAACGCUAGCCCUUCUACCCUCCCGGAGUCCAUGUGUCGUGCCUCUCCUGGUAGCUCCUUACUGCUGGGUAUGAAGAGGUUGUCUGUGCUGCUGGUGGACUGCAGGAAAACAACAGGGCUGAGUGGAACUGUGAGAGGAGGAGAAGAGAUGAAAGGAUCAGAUUUGACACAUCAAAGAGAAAAAACAAACCCGGAGGAACCAGGGACAUCCAAACCUGCAAGACAACACCUCUGCUCCCAGAUUGGAAAGAGUUUUACCAAGUUAGGAAGUCUGAAAAGACAUGUGAGGAAACACACAGCAGAGAAGCUAUACCAUUGUGCCCAGUGUGGAAAGAGUUUUAACCACUUAGGAAACAUGAAAUCUCAUGAGCGAAUACACACUGGGGAGAAGCCAUACCUUUGCGCCCAGUGCGGAAAGAGUUUUAGCCGCUUAGGACAACUGAAAUGUCAUGAGCGAAUACACACAGGGGAGAAGCCAUACCAUUGUGCCUGGUGUGGAAAGAGUUUUAAGGUCUCAGGAAUGCUGACAACUCAUGAGCGAAUACACACAGGGGAGAAGCCUUUCAAAUGCUCAGACUGUGGGAAGACAUAUUACUCAUCACAGUCACUUAAAAGUCAUGUGAGAAUCCACACAGGAGAGAAUAAUUACUUCUAGUGUGAAUAUUGAUAUUUCACUUCACAUUGACUUCGUCAGAGAACAUACACAGGGGCCCCGUUGUCUUAUUUUGUUGACUGAGAAUGUGUUUACCUGUUUAUACGAAUAUAUGAAAUGUAAUUGUACAACAAAACAUGAAGUGAAUAUGGAGUCUGUCAGUUUGAAUAUAGAGUAGAUCAGAUUCCAUGUGUUUAAAUGGUCCUUUUUUUAAACUCUGUGUUAUUCUCUCUGAGCUCAGAAAUAAAGAAUCUUGGUUUGACUUGGACUCCAGCAGAUCCUUAUUUUAUAAUAUCCACCACAACUCUCCCACGGAUUGCUGUUUAUCAUUGUCUCAAUGAAAAGUUCUUUGUUUUAUUUUCCUGGGGUCAUUUACAAGCCUCCCACUGGUUGAAUAAACUUUGUUUCCACGUCAUUUCUACAAAACAAAUCCAUGAUGCUUGAUUAAUGUGGAAAACUGAUUGGAUUUGUAAAAAGCCAUGAACAUCAGGUCUUUUUUUAUUUUUCACCGAACUGGCAACCUAAAUCCCUUGUGUUGGUUUCAUGUUGAAUUGACUUUAUGUAACAUGUAAAUAGAAACUAGAUGUUUAACUGACACCAGUGGGCUUGUUUGAAUAAGUGGUGGGUGUUGGAUCCACCUGCUGUUGAAUUCCCAUGUGCCGAAUGAAAAAUACAAGUUAAAUUGGUUUCCAUCGCAUUUUCAACUCUUUUUUUCAACUUUCAACUUUUUUUUGUUACGUUGAGUUCUAUAGCAAACUUGCUCUUGUCCCUGUAGCCAGCAGCUCACAGAUACAGUGCUGGUAGGCUAGCUACAUGAUGAAAUUAUUAUGGAUAAGAACGAUAUUUUAUUCGUCAAACAAAAUAAUAAACCAUGUAAAACAAA